GUGGCGGAGAGAAAGAGAGAGAGAGAGAGAGGCGUCGAAGCCACAAGAUGCAACGCAACGCCGCCCUACGAGCAGCGCGCCUGUCCCCUCCGGCCUGAAAAGCAGAAGCCCGUCUGAUUUGCCCGACGGUUCCUCUCCUCCCAGUCCGCGCUUGGGACUCGCGAGCGGUGGCGGCAAAAAAAGGGCAACUGUAGCCAGGGAGAAGAGGCGGCGGCGGCGGUGGAGGAGGCGGAGAAGGAGGCCGGCGGCUGAGCCCUCCCCUCCUGGGUCUCUCUGCCUGGGCGAAGAAUGCCGGAGGCGCCCGGGGCCGCCCUGCGCGGAGCUUGAAGGCAGCGCCUGGUGCCGCCGACGCCCAAGCUCGCCCAUGGCUCCCUUCUUCUCCUGACCGCCCAGCGGCUUCGGAGCGAAGGACGGAGGCUGCCCGCCGUCCCCCUGGCCGAGGGCUGGUAUGCUCGGGCAGCGGCGGGAUGGCCUCGGCUGUGUUUGAGGGCACCUCGCUGGUCAACAUGUACGUGCGGGGCUGCUGGGUGAACGGCAUCCGGAGGCUGAUCGUCAACCGGCGCGGGGACGAGGAGGAGUUCUUUGAGAUCCGAACCGAGUGGUCCGACCGGAACGUCCUGUACUUACACCGCAGCUACUCGGACUUGGGCCGCCUCUUCAAGCGCCUGCUGGACUCCUUCCCGGAGGAUCGCCCCGAGCUCUCCCAGUCCCCCUUCCUCCAAGGCUUAAUUACGAUUAAAGAGUCUCAUGACAUAGAAGCCAGGCUGAACGAGGUGGAGAAGCUCCUAAAGAAUAUUAUAAAUAUGCCUUGGAAGUAUUCCAGAUCUGAAGUUGUCCUGACCUUUUUUGAAAGGUCUCCUUUAGACCAAGUGUUAAAAAACGACAACGUCCAUAAAAUCCAACCCAGUUUCCAGAGUCCAGUUAAAAUAUCUGAAAUCAUGCGUUCGAAUGGAUUUUGUUUAGCUAAUACUGAAACGAUCGUGAUCGACCACAGUAUACCAAAUGGCAAAGAAAGACACUUGGACGCCGAUACAGCAGAACACUUGUUUGAAAAUGUUAGUGAAUUUACCUCUGAGUUGCAAGACGCUGAUGACCCAACAGCUUACGUCACCAACUUGUCAUACUAUCAUCUGGUUCCAUUUGAAACGGAUAUUUUGGACUAAGACUGUCAAACAGACUUCACGGCUGACAUCAGGCAAUUGUCUUUUCUUGGGGGCGUUCAGUUGCCCCCCACCCCUAGCUUUGCACUGAUCAUGCCUGCUGCAAGUAUAUGAUACAAUAACAGGAAAGGAUUCCUACAAAGGUUCGCCUUGAAGCUGAUAUCGUUGUUUGAUUCUUCACUGCGGCUGCCUGGGUCAACUCCCAAGGAUGCGUUUCUCUUCUAAUGGACAAAGAAGUUUUUAUAGCGCCAAAAAAGAGUGAAACAAGGACAUCCAAAGCUGUGUUGAUUCAAAGAAUAAGUGAUGUACUGAUAAAACUUUGAUGAUACCAAAAUGGAAACAGAGCAUCAGUGGUACCAGUAGCUACGGUGAAAUUUGAAAAGGAACUCCAUGUUUCCUCCUCUGUCAAGUGGUCUCUAAUCCCACCCAACAUUUUGAACCUCUUUUUAAUUGAAAGAUUCAUUAUGAUCAGACACUAGAGGACCACCACCCCCGCUCCCCAAUUUCUCAUGAUGGCUUGCAAGAAAUGUCCAGUAGUUGGUUUACAGGAAGUAUUCCAGAGUAAGUGAUGCCUUAUGUAAUGUGUGCCUACAAGAAAUAAGCUUCUGAAUUGACUGUUUAGUUCGACUUCAUUUGAAACCAAGGAUUUUAAUCUUUUCAGCAACUAUCAUGUUCUCCUGAAAUAAAUAAUAAUAGUGAAACAAAAGAAUGAACAAGCAAGUUGUAGCUCUAAGAGAAAGGAGAAAGGGAAAUGUGAUGAGUUUUAAAUGGUCCAUCCAAACGUUUGGUUUUCCUCCUCCAGGAAUUCUCCAUGAUUUCGUUUCUUCUACAAUAGGAACACUUUGCAAUUCUCAGUAUUAAUGUUUACACAGGUGGGGUACAUUUCGUCCUGUCCACUUAACUUUCCACAGAUUAGAACAAGUAACUUGCCAAAAGUAUGAUUUCCGUGGUGAGUAAUCCUCAGCGCUGCUCCCUUAAAUAUAAAUAACAACAAAGGAAUGCGGAGUGAAGUUCACAAUUUGGUGGGGCGGAUUCAUGUUAUCAAAUAAUUGCACUGUUAUGAAUUAUGUGCCACAAAAACACUGCUUUCUGUGGCACAUCACUGGCAUGUGCUAUAUGAGCUUCAGCCCAGAGAAAAAUCUGAUCUUGCAUUAGGUGACUUUACAGUGGCAAAACUUGAAUAUUUGUGAAAGGAGAGAAUAUCUUUUUCCAGGAAUAAUAGGAAUGCAAGCUAUUGUUCAUACUGCUCACUCAGCAAUAAGCUUAUUACAUCAUUUGAAAGUUACCCAGUUGUUCUGUUUUAGCACCAACCUUCCUCCCCAGUUUAUCUUGUGUGAUAUGGUAAAAGUAAAGAAGCCCCUGCUAGUCAUUUUUACUCUGCUAGUAGGGAGUGGAGCUCAUCUCUGUUUCGAGACCAUUGAGUCAGCGCUGUCCAAAGAUGUAUCCAUGGUCAUGUGGCCAGCAUGACAUCAUGUAUCACUGAACAAUCAAGGCACUAGGCUUGUUGGCUGGAAAGACACAAGCGCUGUAUGACUGGGUGAACUCCCAUUCUUGCCCCAGUUCUUGCCAGCCUAGUGGUUCGAAAAUAGGUAUUCUGACCCCCUCCUCCGUCCA
This is a messenger RNA of Thamnophis elegans (Western terrestrial garter snake), 2774 nucleotides long. RefSeq names its product PX domain containing 1 (gene PXDC1). Bases 468 to 1163 code for a protein of 231 amino acids. The record is from RefSeq and is a predicted model, not a curated record. NCBI's taxonomy places the organism in Eukaryota, Metazoa, Chordata, Lepidosauria, Squamata, Natricidae. Gene Ontology annotation, molecular function: phosphatidylinositol binding. The transcript has 5 exons.